Molecule: messenger RNA, 693 nt
Organism: Diversispora eburnea
Lineage: Eukaryota; Fungi; Glomeromycota; Glomeromycetes; Diversisporales; Diversisporaceae
Source: the annotation of a GenBank genome assembly
CAACUGAUAAUGCAGAAAGAACUUUUCAUGUCGGUGUUAAACGUGGUGAAGUUGCCAAUCGAAUAUUAACAGUAAAUGAUCACACGAGAGCUUUAACUAUCUCAAAAUUUCUGGAUAAACAUCCCAAACCAUUCACUCUUGAACAUGGUAGUUUCCUUACUAUUACUGAAAUUCGUCAAGUGGUUGAUGGUGAAUUACUCAUAAUAAGAUUGGGAACUUGUGAUUCGAUAGGAAAUCCAAACAUUGGAGAUGUAAUAGUACCGAGUGGAGCAUUCUCCGUUACUAGAAAUUAUGAUUAUUUCAUACGUGGAGUGGAUACAGUAGAUUGUUUACCUAUUGUAGAUAAUCCAUAUAACAUUUCAAAAGUGGCUUAUGGAGAUGAAGAAUUAUGUCGAGUGUUGGAAAUAGAAUUGACUCAUGCUCUUUAUCCAUCACCAAUUUACACUUGCUUGAAUGCGUCAUCUGAUUCAUUCUAUGCUUCUCAAGGAAGAAUUGAUCCAAACUUUUUGGAUGACAAUUAUGAGUUAAUUACUUCUAUUAUUGAGAAAUAUCCGGAUGCUCAUAUUAUGGAUAUGGAAACAUUUAUUCUUUAUCAUUUAGCUAACAUGUGUCAAUAUAAUCCUCAACCUCCUCGAAGAUUAUCUGAUAAUGGUAAUAAUGGAGAAGGUGAAAAUGGAUUAACAAGUUUAAAUG